AGUUAAGACUUGUUUAUUAAGUGGUACAAAGUGCAUUGUUUAUCCUAUCCUGGAUAGUUGGAAUUGUCUGGAGUGAUUCUUAUUAGAAGUGAUUAUAAUAAGUGAAUUUUAACUGGUUUAUGAAUUGAUGAUAACUGUGGUUUUGUGUGACUUUUUAUGUUGUGAUGUACCGGAUUUACCAAUAUGAAGACUUCUAUAGAUACCGUUCAGAAUGGUGUCGUACUGAUAAAAUAUGAACCACGACCUCAUCUGGGUGCCUGGGAGGACCCUCUGACAACACUGUCAGCCUCGGUUCGAGCCUCCACCGGGCGGCGGCGUAAAGGGCCCACCGGUGGUGGCAGAACCCAUACCUCAGAGGACAGCUGGGGAUCUAACUCUGAUCAUGAACUUUCUACUGACGAUGAAAGCGAUCGCAGUGCUGCUUCAACAACAAGUCGCGGUCAACUGCGAUCGACUUUGAAUAAAGCUCGCACUCUGUGGCGCUCUUCCGGAGGUUCAUCGGGUUCAUCUUCUAUGAACGGAUCUUUGAAUUCUCCUGGAAUGGCUCAACCCGGUGCAGAUCCUGCUCAUCCUGGCGAUGGCUCGCCUGGAGGGCGCUUAUCGCGAUGGUUUUCAAUGAGAAGAGGUUCUUCGCAUCAAUAUGAUUUAGGAGGCACUACAACAUCCAACAACGCGCAAAUUACAGCCGCUGCAUUAGCUGCAGCUGUUGCAGCAACUAAUAAUAAUCACAAUGUUGUCGAUGGUUCAUCUAAGAUGCCUCAACUAACGGAGAUGGACGAAGACAGUGUACCCGUAACAAAUACAGCUUUGCGAGGCAAAGGUUCUUUCUAUGGAAGAUCGCCGUCCACCACGUCGGGCGGUAGCGGUGUGAACAACGCGAAUCGCAGUGGAUCUUUACCACCUAACAGUGAGUUGACGUCGACGGCUUUGCAACAGCAAAUUCCGUUGCGAAAAACCGCUCCGCCAACAUUGCCACCGCCGCCGCCUGGUCUCACAGAAUUACAACGAAAGCGACGGCUAAUAGUUCAGUCAAUAGUCCAUAGCGAGAAUUCAUAUGUUGCUACUCUUCAGCGCCUUGUUAACGACUAUAAAAAACCGCUGGAAGAAAGCAACCCCCCUAUACUGAAUUCAGCGAAGAUUUCUACAUUAUUCCUAUGUCUGCCUGAAAUCCUACAGUGCCAUUCGAUGUUUAGAUUAGCGUUAGCGGAGCGUGUUCGUGCCUGGGAUCGUGAUGAGCGAUUAGGCGAUGUGUUUUUUAGUACAUUUUCCAAAAGUACAGUUUUGGAAAUCUAUAGUGGCUUUAUUAAUAAUUUCUCUGUGGCGAUGGAACUCGCCAAAAUGGAAUCUAAAAGAAAGUCAGCUUUGGCAGACUUUUUUAAAGUAAAGCAAAUGACGGCUCACGACAGGCUGUCAUUCUUCGGUCUUAUGGUGAAACCAGUGCAGAGAUUCCCGCAAUUCAUCAUGUUUUUGCAGGAUUUAUUGAAAGAUACUCCUCAGGGUCAUCAUGACCGCAUGAGUUUGCAAUUGGCUUUGACGCAGCUCGAAUCUUUAGCGGAAAUGCUUAACGAACGUAAACGCGAAGCAGAGCAAAGCCAAGCGUUCCGCGAAACGCUGGCUCGUAUUGGAGGCGUACUCAACGCUCGCUCUCUCAGCGAUGGAAAUCGGUAUCUUAUCCGAGAAGAUGAUGUUACACAAUUGGAGUAUAAUCAAAAUGGAAUGAUAACAAAAUCUAAGCCUCGACGAUUGCUAUUAUUGAAUGAUAGAGUUGUGUGUGUCAGCGUAACUCCUCGCCAUUCAUCUGAUUUUGGUGCCGUGGAGAAGCUAACUUUCAAGUGGACGCAUCCAGCGGCGGAUGUAGAAAUUCAAGACUCAGGCGCUAGUCCCACGUUAAGCCGGAUACUCACUGCCGGGCUAAACAGGGGCGGAUCGCUAAAGUCAACCAACGGUACAGAUGGCGGCGGGGCGGAUUCUUUGUGUGGAGAAAUGAACGCUCUCAUGCACGAUUAUGAAGCGAUAUCUCGCAUAGCAACCAUUGUAAAUACUCUGAAAGGAAACUAUCCUGAUUUACAACCUGACACUACGAAACGUAUUCUUCAAACUAUUCAGUCUUCCAUACAGCGAAAAGAUGAGGAAAUGGCAUGGCUAGAUUCAUGCUGCCUACAGUUGAUUGCCAGGGCUCCGCGUGGCGGAAAAGAAGAGACAUACACAUUUCAGACAGCUGGUCCGGCUGUGCGUCGAGAUUGGCUGACUGAACUACGACUGGCCCAACUCGCUCUCGACCCAAACAAUUCUCCUGCCUGGUUGACAAGCGACGCAUCGCCUGCCCGACGUCCUGCUACCAGAUUGCCACUAUUUGUUAGAUCUCACUGUGUCUAUCGUUCACAACAUAAAGCUGAAGUUAAAUGCGGUUGCUACUACAAUGCUCCUACUAAUACAGGUAUAAUUUUAAGUAUUUAA
Ctenocephalides felis (cat flea) is the source of this 2457-nucleotide messenger RNA. RefSeq names its product rho guanine nucleotide exchange factor 10-like. Bases 184 to 2457 code for a protein of 757 amino acids. Lineage: Eukaryota; Metazoa; Arthropoda; Insecta; Siphonaptera; Pulicidae. The transcript is spliced from 9 exons. Gene Ontology annotation, molecular function: guanyl-nucleotide exchange factor activity. The record is from RefSeq and is a predicted model, not a curated record. Gene Ontology annotation, biological process: actin cytoskeleton organization; positive regulation of stress fiber assembly.